AUGCUGGAAGCGAAGACUCUAUCGGUUCGCGAAGUGCAGUCCACCUCCCCUCUGCUCGAUAAAUAUCAGAUGUCUUAUGGGGAGGAUUUCCUAAAGUUUUCGGUAAUCCUCAUCAUAACGGACAAGUCAGGCAGUACGUCAGGGCUGUGCGCGUUAGCACUGGAUAAGUCUUUUCUAAGGUUGAAACUCUCUGUAAUAGUCGAGGUCAGUGGAUGCUUCAUGGGUACAGAUGUCCUGAGUUUCCGAUCUCUGUUGACCGCAGUUUUGAAGGAUGAUGAGGAAGCGAUGGUACUGGUUGCACUGGUCAAAAAAGCUGUGAGGAUCGCACGUGAACGUUUUGCAGAAUCUAUCCUGACAACCGACUCAAAAAUGAAACAUGUAGAUGAUUUCGAGCGACUUGGGUAA
Cooperia oncophora is the source of this 405-nucleotide messenger RNA. NCBI's taxonomy places the organism in Eukaryota, Metazoa, Nematoda, Chromadorea, Rhabditida, Trichostrongylidae. The record is from the annotation of a GenBank genome assembly.